Molecule: messenger RNA, 3369 nt
Organism: Nothoprocta perdicaria
Lineage: Eukaryota; Metazoa; Chordata; Aves; Tinamiformes; Tinamidae
Gene: CPEB4
Product: cytoplasmic polyadenylation element binding protein 4
Exons: 9
Coding region: 538-2673 (711 amino acids)
Biological process (GO): negative regulation of cytoplasmic translation
Cellular component (GO): cytoplasm; synapse; neuron projection
Molecular function (GO): translation factor activity, RNA binding; mRNA 3'-UTR binding; ribosome binding
Source: RefSeq, a predicted model, not a curated record
UUUUUUAACAGGACACAAAUAUAUAUUAGAUAAUAGAGAUGUAUUAAAUUAUUCCAGAUUUAAAUCUAUUUUUUUGCUGCCAAGGAGUAGGGGGGACCAGACAUCGUCGUGUGUAUAUAUAUCUUUAUUUUUCCUCUUMACUCAUUUAUGGGUGAGUCAAGGCUGCUGAGGAAAAAAAAAAUAGUGUAGUUAAAAUCCCUUUAUCCUUCUCCACAGAAGCUUUUUUUUCUUUCUUUCAUUGCUGUGCAUUUCCUUUUGAAAAAGGAAACCUCUUAUUUUGUGAACCAAAGAUUUAUUUUUCCCUUCCUCCUGGCCAAAGGAAGGAAACAGAUAAAUUGAUACAUUUAAAUAGUCAAAGAGAUUAUCUUUUACGGGGGAAAAAAAAUUCUAUAUCUGAACCUGAAAUAGUGUGGAGGGAGAAACUGGAAUAUCUAGCUAAACCCGGGAUAUUUACUAAUCUCUCCUCAGCAGAGGAAGAGGUAAACACUAAACAUCAACUUGUUCUUGCAAGGAGGAUUCAAACCCUAAAUAUAAUAAAUGGGGGAUUACGGGUUUGGAGUGUUAGUGCAAAACAACACUGGAAAUAAGUCAGCUUUUCCAGUCAGAUUUCAUCCACAUCUGCAGCCUCCGCACCAUCAUCAAAAUGCAACCCCCAGCCCUGCUGCUUUUAUAAAUAAUAACACAGCUGCCAAUGGCAGUAGUGCUGGGUCAGCUUGGCUCUUUCCUGCUCCAGCUGCCCAUAAUAUUCAGGAUGAGAUUCUAGGGCCGGAAAAAUCGAAAACUCAGCAACAGGAAAAGCAAGAGUCCCUAGAAAAACAGCAGCUUUCCCCUAGUCAAAGUCAGGAAGCAGGCAUGCUGUCCGAACCCGAGAAAGCUAAAACUGAAGAAAAUCAGGGCGAUAACUCUUCGGAGAACGGCAGUGGCAAGGAGAAAAUCAGAAUAGAGUCGCCGGUGUUAACAGCAUUCGAUUAUCAAGAGGCUUCGGGGCUGGGUACUUCGACGCAGCCCCUGACGUCCACAGCAUCUUCUCUGACUGGUUUCAGUAACUGGUCUGCGGCUAUCGCUCCUUCUUCUUCUACAAUAAUCAAUGAAGAUGCAAGCUUUUUUCACCAGGGAGGGGUCCCUACCGCCUCGGCUAAUAAUGGUGCUCUGCUGUUUCAGAAUUUUCCACAUCACGUCAGCCCUGGCUUUGGUGGUAGCUUUUCCCCCCAGAUCGGACCCCUCUCUCAGCACCACCCUCAUCACCCCCAUUUUCAGCAUCAUCACAAUCAGCAUCAGCAACAGAGAAGGUCUCCUGCAAGUCCUCACCCGCCACCCUUUACACAUAGAAAUGCUGCUUUUAAUCAGCUGCCUCAUCUGGCUAAUAAUCUUAACAAGCCACCUUCUCCAUGGAGCAGCUACCAAAGCCCAUCGCCUACACCCUCUUCGUGGAGCCCUGGUGGUGGCGGAUACGGUGGGUGGGGAGGGUCCCAAGGGCGAGACCACCGCAGGGGACUGAACGGAGGGAUAACACCCCUGAACUCCAUCUCACCCUUGAAGAAGAAUUUUGCAAGUAAUCACAUCCAGUUGCAGAAAUAYGCUCGCCCCAGCUCUGCCUUUGCUCCAAAAUCUUGGAUGGAAGACAGUUUGAAUAGAGCGGACAACAUUUUCCCUUUUCAGGAUCGCACAAGGACUUUUGACAUGCAUUCACUGGAGAACUCGCUAAUUGACAUAAUGAGAGCUGAAAAUGAUUCACUGAAAGCAAGGACAUAUGGGAGAAGGCGAGGUCAGUCUUCACUGUUUCCAAUGGAAGACGGGUUCUUGGAUGAUGGACGUGGGGAUCAGACUCUUCACAGUGGUUUGGGAUCACCUCACUGCUUCUCUCACCAGAAUGGAGAAAGAGUGGAGCGGUAUUCCCGGAAAGUCUUUGUGGGCGGCCUGCCACCUGAUAUCGAUGAAGAUGAGAUCACUGCUAGUUUUCGCCGUUUUGGACCUCUGAUUGUAGAUUGGCCACACAAGGCAGAGAGCAAAUCUUACUUUCCUCCUAAAGGAUACGCGUUUUUGCUGUUCCAAGAUGAAAGCUCUGUUCAGGCACUGAUUGACGCAUGUAUUGAAGAAGAUGGAAAACUGUAUCUUUGUGUCUCCAGUCCCACUAUCAAGGACAAACCGGUUCAGAUCCGGCCUUGGAACCUUAGUGAUAGUGAUUUUGUUAUGGAUGGUUCACAGCCUCUUGACCCACGAAAAACCAUUUUUGUUGGUGGUGUUCCUCGGCCUUUACGAGCAGUGGAACUUGCAAUGAUAAUGGAUCGCCUGUACGGAGGGGUGUGCUAUGCUGGAAUUGACACAGACCCUGAGCUGAAAUACCCAAAAGGAGCUGGGCGGGUUGCAUUUUCUAAUCAACAGAGUUACAUAGCUGCUAUCAGCGCUCGCUUUGUUCAGCUGCAGCAUGGAGAGAUAGAUAAACGGGUGGAAGUUAAGCCAUAUGUCUUGGAUGAUCAGCUUUGCGAUGAAUGUCAGGGGGCCCGUUGUGGUGGAAAGUUUGCUCCAUUUUUCUGUGCUAACGUUACCUGUCUGCAGUAUUACUGUGAAUAUUGCUGGGCUGCUAUCCAUUCACGCGCUGGCAGGGAAUUCCACAAACCCCUGGUGAAGGAGGGAGGAGAUCGCCCAAGACAUAUUUCAUUCCGCUGGAACUAAGUGAUCACUGCAGUGCUCAGAUGCAGGCCUCAAAUUAAGUGCACUCUUCUGUUAUCCUGAUUGUCCCUACCCCACCUGACCCUUUCUCUUAUUCAAGAUAGCAUGUCCUUUUGUAGUAGUCUGUAAUUUAACAAUAGUAUAAUGGAAGAAUGACCUAUCAUAUGGGUAUUUUGUAGAAUCUUGUCAUUGAAAACUGUAUUGGGAACUCCUUUUCGUAUUGAUCACAUGUUGCGAGCAAGUUGCAUUCUCUUGCCUUUGCUAUCAAGAGAACACUUAAUUUCAUGCAACAUUUUCUUAGAGGAGAGAAAAAUAUUAAGAGAAUUGAAACAAUAGAGUAUUUUGGUUUUUUAAUUAAAUUAUUGCUAAUAAAGAACAUAAGAAUACUUUUAUUAAAAUAACCAUGUAACAAUAACACUAUCAGUCUGUUCUGACACUUUCCCCCAGGGAAGCCUGUUUUUUGCCUCUCUUUUUGUUUUGAUUUUUUCAGUUUUUCCAGCAACAGAUGAAGUUAGCAUUUAGCUACCAACAGGAAAGAGCAUGUUUAAAGCAACAAAAAUGCAUGAGCAAAGUUCAAGCAGCAUUUAUAGUAGUGAUGUUUUAAUCUCGCUAAGGGCUUUGAGGCCGAAUUUUAGCUCGGCAUGCGUCUGACCAUGCCUCUGACGACCACCCACAUCCAAAUUACUAAUGAGAUAGGCA